AUGGCGGAGCCGUUUGGCAUCGCCGCUGCCUUUACGACGUGCGUCGACUGCUUCGGUUACAUCCAACUCGGCCGCCACUUCGGACGGGACUUCCAGACAGACUUACUAGUGCUCAACUGCACACGGCUUCGCCUGACACGCUGGGGAGAAGCCGUCAGCGUCUACACCGACCCGUACUUAGGCCGGCCUGAUGCCACCGCAGACGAACUUAAGACCGCCAAGAACACUCUUCAUCAGAUUUUAGUCCUCUUUGCCGCUACAGAAAAGGUCUCCAAGAAGUACAGGCUUAGCGCAAAGGCUAGGCAAGAUCUCGCUACGCUUUCGGCGGAUGACAUGGACCCUGUAGUCAUAUCGCUUACCAACAAGAUGAGAGAACUGGCGACUAAGCGACAAAAGGGAAGCAGCAUCCACAAGAUAACAAAGCUUAUCGAAAAUAUUGUUUUGCUCAUUGACAGCCUUGAGAACCUCUUCCCUAGCCCUGGAUGUAUCGCACUCGCAAAGCAGGAGGCCGCAGAAAUUGCCAACAAACGGGCUCUUGAGCUUACUGAGAGCGCCGCCACAGGCGUAGACACGAUGCUCCAUGAUGCAGCAAAGGAGGCUCUUACUGGACACCAGUACCUUAAUCUUGUGGUGAAUGGAAAAGCCAAAAUCGGGGAUACCUUUAGUAGUGACUGGAAAGGGAGGGCAUUAGGCGCAUCUAAUUGUUAUGAGGGAAUAGAGGUGGGCGAGAAGGGGAAAGCAUCUUUGGGAACUAAGUAUGGCGGGAAGGAUUUUUGGGAAGAUUAAUAAUGAUAUAACUACGUUAUCUAACAGCCUUAAUGUUAU
Messenger RNA from Lindgomyces ingoldianus, 825 nucleotides. Its product is annotated as small s protein. The coding region runs from base 1 to 786 and encodes 261 amino acids. The record is from RefSeq and is a predicted model, not a curated record. Lineage: Eukaryota; Fungi; Ascomycota; Dothideomycetes; Pleosporales; Lindgomycetaceae. The transcript is spliced from 2 exons.